This is a messenger RNA of Salarias fasciatus (jewelled blenny), 2052 nucleotides long. It is a transcript of the gene sh3glb1a, whose product is annotated as SH3-domain GRB2-like endophilin B1a. The coding region runs from base 156 to 1256 and encodes 366 amino acids. Gene Ontology annotation, cellular component: membrane; cytoplasm. NCBI's taxonomy places the organism in Eukaryota, Metazoa, Chordata, Actinopteri, Blenniiformes, Blenniidae. The record is from RefSeq and is a predicted model, not a curated record. Gene Ontology annotation, biological process: membrane organization. The transcript is spliced from 9 exons. Gene Ontology annotation, molecular function: protein binding.
AUCUUGUCGCCGUUAUCGUCUUCGUUCAGAUCAACAGCUGGGUGGAACUCUGACAAAAAGUUGCUUCAAUGACAUUUUCUGAAGGGAUGGCACUGUGAGUGCGAGCCAAGACAGCGUUUUUUUAACUAUUAACUGACUUAUUCCACCGCGGCGCCAUGGAUUUUAACGUGAAGCGGUUCGCCGCAGACGCCGGUACUUUCCUGAGCCGCGCGGUGCAGUUCACAGAGGAGAAGCUCGGCCAGGCUGAGAAGACAGAGCUGGAUGCUCAUUUGGAGAACCUUCUGGUCAGAGCAGAGAACACCAAACAAUGGACAGAGAGGAUCAUGAAGCAGACAGAAGUCCUCCUGCAGCCCAACCCCAAUGUCCGACUAGAAGAAUUCGUGUAUGAGAAGCUGGAGAAGAAAGCCCCCACGCGGAUGAACAACCAUGAGUUACUGGGCCAGUCCAUGAUCGAGUCAGGCAGUGAAUUUGGUCCUGGAACAGCCUACGGAAAUGCUCUACUAAAAUGCGGUGAGACCCAGAAGCAGAUCGGCGGAGCAGAGCGGGAAUUCAUCCAAAGUGCUGCCAUCAACUUCCUGACACCUUUCAGAAACUUUCUGGAAGGUGACUUCAAAACCAUCCUGAAAGAGCGGAAACUACUGCAGGUCAAACGUUUGGACCUGGACGCAGCCAAAACCAGGCUAAAGAAGGCCCGGAUGGCCGACGCUCGAGCCGCGGCCGAGCAGGAGCUGCGGAUGACCCAGAGCGAGUUCGACCGGCAGGCGGAGAUCACCCGGCUGCUGCUGGAAGGCGUCAGCAGCACCCACGCGCACCACCUCCGCUGCCUCAGCGACUUCGUGGAGGCGCAGACGACGUACUACGCCCAGUGCUACCAGUACAUGGUGGACCUGCAGAAGCAGCUCGGCAGUUUCCCCUCGUCGUUCUCCAACAACAACCAGUCGUCGGUGUCGGGCGGGGCCAGCAUCUCCGUGCCCACCAUCCCCGUGUCCGCCUCGCUGCCCAGCGUGGCGGCGGGCGGCCGCGGCGGCUCGGCGGCGGCGGCGGGCGGCUUCAACGAGCUGCGCAGCUCCAACGGCAGCCGCAAGGCCCGGGUGCUGUACGACUAUGACGCCGCCAGCAGCAGCGAGCUGUCCCUGCUGGCCGACGAGGUGAUCACGGUCAGCAGCGUCCCCGGCAUGGACUCGGACUGGCUGAUGGGCGAGCGAGGCAGCCAGAAGGGCAGAGUGCCCAUCACCUACCUGGAGCUGCUGAACUGAGGCAUCCGAACCCCGUAUUUAUCCCCGCCCGGCGGCUCCACGGCGAGGGUCGGCCUUCGGGAGGAGAGCGAGGCUCGGCCAGAGCGGACUCUGCUGGAGCGGACUCGCUCCAGGGGCGGGCUGCAGCACACAGACCCGUCCCCUCAUUCGUUUGCAGUACAUUUCUAAAUACAUACGUGCCAGAACGUCUCCCAGCCUGUAACGUUUGAAGCUUUUGUUCACAGAACGCAUUUAUCUCAGACGGUGACCUUAAAGUUUUCCUUUUUUUUUUUUUUUUUUUCUUUGAGGACACUUUUUAUUAAAUUGCAUAAAAAGAAGCACUUCAAUUGGAAGUGAUUUUAUUUCUGAUGACCUUACAGCCCAGCAGCUGUAACGGUUAUCUUAAACAUGAAUGGUAUUUUAACAGCAUGUGUUGAACGUCGACAAGCCUUCCUCUUCCAGACCAGCCUUUGUGCAGCUACACCAGCAGUAUUGACUCCCUGCAGCCUUCAACUCCACUCUUUCCCAGUUAACUUAUUGACAGUUGGAAAUCAGCUUUUCCACAUUUCAAUCUGACAUUUUUGUAAUCUGAAAAGCACAUUUUUAAAAAAGAAACGGCAGAAAGUAAAGGUUUACCUUCACCUUGAUGUUACUAACAUCUUCCCUGAAUUUACAUUUCAGCUCCAUGUAUUCGUUUGUCUUCAUGUUCCGUUCCGUUGUGGGAGAUUUUUAAGUAUAUUAUUGCACAGCCGCUUCUCCAUUUCGUGUGUAACUGAUGAAAAUGGCAUACGACUGUAAAAUAAACGCAUUAAAGUGA